GCCGGGGCGGCGCCGGAGCGGGGCCGGGAGCGCGGGAGCCCCGCAGCCCCCGGGACCCCCCGGCCGCCAGCGCAGACUGGAACUGAGCUCUGGAAAAACAAAGUGGAGCUUGGAGCAUGUGGCCUGAGGAUUGCCUUACACAGCCAGGGGUGGUAGCUGAGCAGUGAGCAGGAUGCCCCCAGGCAUUUACUGCCCUACGGAAUUCUGGUCCAAGGGGGAAAACCAAAGCAUCCAGGUGGACUUUUUGCUGCCCACAGGAAUAUACCUAAACAUCUCAGUGCCCUGCAAUGCCAGCCUGGGCACCAUCAAGCAGGUGCUCUGGAAGCACGCGCAGUAUGAGCCGCUGUUCCACAUGCUCAGCGACCCCGAGGCCUACGUGUUCACCUGCAUCAACCAGACGGCCGAGCAGCAGGAGCUGGAGGACGAGCAGCGCCGCCUGUGCGACAUCCAGCCCUUCCUGCCCGUGCUGCGCCUCGUGGCGCGCGAGGGAGACCGGGCCAAGAAGCUCAUCAACUCCCAGAUCAGCCUGCUCAUCGGGAAAGGUUUGCACGAGUUUGACUCGGUGCAGGACCCGGAGGUGAGCGAGUUCCGCACCAAGAUGUGCCAGUUCUGUGAGGAGAAGGCGGCCCAGCGGCAGCAGCUGGGCUGGGCAGCGUGGAUGGAGUACAACUUCCCCCUGCAGCUGGAGCCCGCCGCCAAGGGCCUCUCCUCUCUGCAAAUCCCCAACAAGAACAUUUUUGUCAACAUCAGGUUCCAGUCUGGCGGGGAGAGCUUCAUGUUCCAGAUCUCCCCCUGGGAGUUCCCCAUCGCCCUCAUGACCUGUGCCAUUAAGAAACAGGCCACUGUGCUCCGCCCCGAGACCGUGCAGCAGCCAGAGGACUACACCCUGCAGGUGAAUGGGAAAUGUGAAUAUCUCUAUGGGAACUACCCCCUGUACCAGUUCCAGUACAUCCGCAGCUGCCUGCAGCGGGGCCUGACCCCCCACCUGACCAUGGUGCACUCCUCUGCCAUCAUUGCCAUGAGGGACGAGCAGACCAACUGCAUCACCAGCCCCCCAAAGGCGGCCUCCAAGCCCCCUCCGCUCCCCAAGAAAAAGCCAUACUAUGGCUCUCUCUGGUCCUUGGAGCAGCCUUUCUACAUCGAGCUGGUGCAAGGCAGCAAGGUCAAUGCAGAUGAGAGAAUGAAGCUGGUGGUGCAGGCAGGGCUGUUCCACGGCACCGAGAUGCUGUGCAAGACUGUGUCGAGCUCGGAGGUGAGUGUGUGCUCGGAGCCCGUGUGGCGGCAGCGCCUGGAGUUCGACAUCAGCGUGCGCGACCUGCCGCGCAUGGCCCGGCUCUGCCUCGCGCUCUACGCCGUCGUCGAGAAGGCCAGGAAGGCUCGCUCCACCAAGAAGAAGUCCAAGAAAGCUGACUGCCCCAUCGCCUGGGCCAACGUGAUGCUCUUCGACUACAGGGACCAGCUGAAGACGGGGGAGUGCUGCCUGCACAUGUGGUCCUCCUUCCCAGAUGAGAAAGGGGAACUUCUGAACCCCAUGGGCACAGUGCAGUGCAACCCCAACACUGAGAGUGCAGCAGCCUUGGUCAUCUGCUUCCCCAGCGUGGCAGCACAUCCUGUGUACUACCCAUCCUUUGAGCAGCUGCUGGAGUUGGGGAGGAAUGGAGAACAGCCCCGAGCUGCCCCAGAAGAUUCUGAGGAGAAGCUGCAGCUGAAGGAGAUCCUGGAGCGGAGGAGCCACACGGAGCUGUACGAGCACGAGAAGGACCUGGUGUGGAAGAUGCGCUACGACAUCCGCGACCAGUACCCGCAGGCGCUGGCCAAGCUGCUCGUCAUCACCAAGUGGAACAGGCACGAGGAUGUUGCCCAGAUGAUUUCUCUGCUUCAGACCUGGCCAGAGCUGCCUGUCCUGAAUGCCUUGGAGCUGCUGGAUUUCAGCUUUCCUGACCGUUAUGUUGGUUCCUUUGCCAUCAACUCCCUGAAGAAGCUGACGGAUGAUGAUGUGUUCCAAUACCUGCUGCAGCUUGUCCAGGUGCUCAAGUACGAAUCCUACCUAGACUGUGAAUUGACCAAGUUCCUGCUGGAAAGGGCAUUGUCCAACCGCAAGAUCGGCCACUUCCUCUUCUGGCAUCUGAGGUCAGAGAUGCACGUGCCUGCUGUUUCCCUGAGGUUUGGGCUGAUCCUGGAAGCCUACUGCCGGGGCAGCACCCACCACAUGAAGGUGCUGAUGAAGCAGGGAGAAGCACUGAACAAGAUGAAAGCUCUGAAUGACUUUGUGAAAGUGAGUUCUCAGAAAGCCACCAAGCCUCAAACCAAGGAGAUGAUGCACAUGUGCAUGAAGCAGGAAACCUACAGGGAAGCCCUUUCCCACCUCCAGUCCCCCCUGAACCCCAACAUCAUCCUUGCUGAAGUUUGUGUGGAUCAGUGCACCUUCAUGGACUCCAAAAUGAAACCUUUGUGGAUUGUAUUUAAUAGUGAAGAGACAGGUGGAGGUGGAGUGGGUAUAAUUUUUAAAAAUGGAGAUGAUCUGCGCCAGGACAUGCUGACUCUGCAGAUGAUCCAGCUGAUGGACAUCCUGUGGAAGCAGGAGGGCCUGGACCUGAGGAUGACCCCUUAUGGCUGCCUCUCCACAGGAGACAAGACGGGGCUCAUUGAGGUGGUCAUGCACUCGGACACCAUCGCCAACAUCCAGCUCAACAAGAGCAACAUGGUGGCCACGGCUGCCUUCAACAAGGACGCUCUGCUGAACUGGCUCAAGUCCAAGAACCCGGGAGAUGCCUUGGACCAAGCCAUCGAGGAGUUCACCCUGUCCUGUGCUGGCUACUGCGUGGCCACCUACGUGCUGGGCAUUGGGGACCGGCACAGCGACAACAUCAUGGUCAGGGAGACGGGGCAGCUGUUCCAUAUUGAUUUUGGUCACUUUUUGGGGAACUUCAAGACUAAAUUUGGUAUUAAUAGAGAACGAGUCCCUUUCAUCUUAACCUACGACUUUGUGCAUGUCAUCCAGCAAGGAAAAACUAACAACAAUGAGAAGUUUGAAAGGUUCAGGGGUUACUGUGAAAGGGCCUACAUGAUCCUGCGGCGCCACGGGCUCCUCUUCCUGCACCUCUUUGCACUCAUGAAGGCUGCUGGGCUGCCAGAGCUCAGCUGCUCCAAAGACAUCCAGUACCUAAAGGACUCCCUGGCCCUUGGGAAAACCGAUGAGGAGGCACUGAAGCACUUCAGAGUGAAGUUUAACGAGGCCCUGAGGGAGAGCUGGAAAACCAAAGUGAACUGGCUGGCACACAACGUCUCCAAGGACAACAGGCAGUAGAGCAGGAGCUGCCCAGCACUGACAGCCAGGUGCCUAAGGACUGAACAGGGGUGCAGAGUGCAAGAUCCCCCACCUCGUUCCCAGAGACCAGACAUUGCUGCAUGACUGAAAAACUGUUGGCCUGUCCUCAGCCACCCCACCCUGGCUGCUGAACAUCCUUGGGGGACAAGGAGAGACGUGAGGCAAUAAAACUACUGCAUACAGUGAAGGUAGGUGCAGGUACUGUACCCUUGAGAACUCCUUCAGCUUCAAAUGCACAUUUGAAUGAAGUCAAGACAGUUGUAACACCCCUCCAGUGUGCUAAUGUCUGUGUUUCUAUUUUCUUGAAAAUUUAGCUGAGCAGAGAUCCCCCUAUGCCUGUAGCCUAUCUAGGUCACCACUAUUACAGCUUAGAGGCAUUAACUUCAGCAUGUGGUCACUCCUGCCCUGUGUCAGUGGCCACUGAGGUGGGUCAGCUCAAAGCACACCAAAGCUGACUUGGAUAAAUGCUUUUAUUCUGCCUUGAGACAGGAUAAAAACAUCCAGGCUGUCAUAUUGCUUUCUGUCUGCUCCAGAAGCCAAAGUGUUCUGAAACUGAGCUGGAACUCAGCUACUGCUGUCUAGAACUGAUGGCACAAAAGCAGCUUUGAGGUGGCCAUUGGAUCAGGUACUUUUGCUUUCCAAAGUUAGGCUUUAGUUGAGCCUCAAGUAAUUCCAUUUCUGCAUUUAUUUUGGUUUCAAACGUGAAAACGCUAAGAUUGCAUUUUCAAAUUGAAGUACUUACUGCUUUUCAUAACAGAUGUUAAGCUGUGAGGUCUAUUCAUACAAACCCUGUUGCCUCUCAAGCACCUGUUGGUAGAAGCAGCAGUUCUGGCAUAGAAGACACCUCAUUUUAAUUUAAUCUAACCCUGGGAGAGCCCCUUUUCCUACACCUUCAGAUGAUACUGUGACUGAAGCACUCAGGCUCUAACAGCUACUUUGGUACUAGAGGGAAAUACUGCAGGAUUUAGAGCUCUGUGCAGGCUGAUCAGUGAGAAACAGCCCUGUGCCUCUGCUCCAUUUUAGAGAGUAAAUAUUGCUAUUUCCUUGCUUAUUAAACUAAUUUACAGAGCAAAAAGUAUGCAGAGAAAGUCCUGGGCCCUGUGCAAGGUGAGAUGCACUGAAAGCACAGCCCCAGUCAGGUUCUUGUGGAAGGGAAGACACUACAAUUCCAGAGCUGCAAAAGCAAUUCUCUUGCAGUGCCAGAGCCUGGUGUUCAGGGUGCUGCAGCACUGGCCCCUGCUCUCCUCAUCCCUCUCACAGCACAAAGGCCAGGCCCUCACAGAUUGCAGAGCAGUGGCUCCUGUCCUGUCCCUCACUUUGAGAAGUGCAAUAACACAAAGGUGUAUCAGUAUCAGCUGCAAGAACUGAGCACAGUUUUACAGAGCUUAGUCUGGAAAACUUGACUUACCUACGAGCAGUAAAAAUUCAGUGAGUCAUCGUGUGGACCUUCUUUUUUGUACACCCUGGGAGGGCAUCUUGGAUAAAUCUCUGAGAGCUCUGUUGGGUCAGCAAAGAGCCUUUGACUCCAAACUCACAAAGCAGCAGCUCACCUGAUGGUUUUCAGCAAGCUGACCUGUACUAAAGACUGAAACUUACAGAGUUUUCAAAAAUGUUCCAUUUCAUUACAAGUGGCUUCUCAUUUUUACAAAUAUGCUCAGAAUGAUAGACUUAUUUCUAUUUAUUUAGAGAUGUUUCUGUCAUUAUUUUUUUUUUAACUCUGUACAAACUGAUUGUGCUUAUUCUGUUGCCUUUGAAAAAGAAGUAUUUUUUUAAGCCAAACUGUGGUUCUGCAAGAAGAGAAUGUUUACAUGUUUAGCUCUUCAGUUGCGGUAGGUACAUGUUUUGUAAAUAAGAAAUAAAAGAUAUUGACAAAUUGUACACAAA
This is a messenger RNA of Melospiza melodia melodia, 5212 nucleotides long. RefSeq names its product phosphatidylinositol-4,5-bisphosphate 3-kinase catalytic subunit delta (gene PIK3CD). Gene Ontology annotation, cellular component: plasma membrane; cytoplasm; phosphatidylinositol 3-kinase complex. Lineage: Eukaryota; Metazoa; Chordata; Aves; Passeriformes; Passerellidae. The transcript has 24 exons. The record is from RefSeq and is a predicted model, not a curated record. Gene Ontology annotation, molecular function: 1-phosphatidylinositol-4-phosphate 3-kinase activity; 1-phosphatidylinositol-3-kinase activity. Gene Ontology annotation, biological process: phosphatidylinositol-mediated signaling; phosphatidylinositol 3-kinase/protein kinase B signal transduction; phosphatidylinositol-3-phosphate biosynthetic process. The coding region runs from base 173 to 3307 and encodes 1044 amino acids.